Sphaeroforma arctica JP610 is the source of this 3920-nucleotide messenger RNA. RefSeq lists its product as hypothetical. The record is from RefSeq and is a predicted model, not a curated record. Gene Ontology annotation, biological process: secondary metabolite biosynthetic process; amino acid activation for nonribosomal peptide biosynthetic process. The coding region runs from base 1 to 3843 and encodes 1280 amino acids. The transcript has a single exon. NCBI's taxonomy places the organism in Eukaryota, Ichthyosporea, Ichthyophonida. Gene Ontology annotation, cellular component: cytoplasm. Gene Ontology annotation, molecular function: phosphopantetheine binding.
AUGACUCUCAUCAGCUCUCUUCUCCAUUGCCACCAUGCCAUCAGGCACUCAGGUGAAUCUGAUGGGACACGUAAAUCGAAAACCAAUAACGAUGAUGCUUCCAUUACUAUCGCACACAUCGACCAUCUGUUUGAUAGUUUUGAUGGUGUCGUAGGUAAUCACGAGCAUGUCGAUCCGUCUACAGUGAAACGAACGCCACUUCCGGUCCGUGCCGAGAAAGAGCUGUCGGUUCGCAUCUCGCAAUCAUUCUUUGAUUUCCGUCCAAGCCGCAGUGUCGUAGACUUGCAAUCGGUGGACUGGACCGUACAUUGGAAUACCAAAAUGACUGGCAUCGAUACCGAUGCCAUCGCGGUCAACGAGUUUCCUUUCGAUUUCGAUAGUAGCCCCACACGUCUAUCUGCACCUCAUGCGGAGCGACACUCUGUCACUCUACCCAUCCCUCAGAACUUGAGAGAUUCAUUGCAUGCACUUUGCGGGCAACAGGGGUUGAAUCCGUCCAAUUUCAUUGCGGCCGCAUUCGGUCUUCUUAUAUGCAAACAUACGAACACUAAAGAUGCCGUUAUUGGUGUGCUACCCGAAGCAGGACUGAUACCGGUACCACUUCGGUUGUUGCUCGACACGAAGAUGGUCGGAACUCCUUCCGUGGAGGCCUUGUCUCUCGUUCAAAAGGUGGAGGCCGAAAUGGAUUUUAUUAACAGACAUACCCGUAAAUACCGUGAUACCGAAGCGGUUCAGAAGGUACUAGAUGCGGCGCUUGAAACAUCCGAAUUGGAGGCCGACUUUUAUCGUAUUUUAGUCUCCGCAAGCAAUCGUUCUGAAGCUGUAAAUAGUUUUAAGGAUGUAAUCGAUCUAGCAUUGUCCUUCACCGAUGAGAACCACACUUCGUUGUCAUGGACGUACAACGAUGAAUUGUUCCUGCCCAGUACAAUCAAUUUCAUCCACGAUCGCAUGAUCACUGUACUGAACACUAUUUGUAAAGUAGAGGGUUACCAACCUUUGGAUGGAACUGUGGAAACUCUUUUCGAUGCCAUCAAGAUCACAUCGGCAGAAGAAGAUCGCAUUUUGGCCCAAUUCUCAAAAGGAAAGCAACGAUAUGUACCUAUGGCAGAAGGAUUACACAAACUAUUUGAACAGCAAGUCGGUCGGGUAGGUCAUAAAGUCGCAGUGUCCGAUGAGCAGCGAAAAUCCCUCACAUACGCAGACCUCAACUCUCAAGCUGACAUACUGUCAAAGAUGCUAUGCGCCCUGCCAAUGAUGCGGUCAGAAUUUGCCGACGAGCGCCGAGUAGCCAUCAUGAUACCAAGAUCACUCACAUUGUUCGUCGCUCUGAUUGCUGUUCUAAAAGCGGGUGCCGCUUACGUGCCUAUCGAUCCUACCUACUCAGCACAGCGUAUCGCAUACAUUCUGGAAGAUUCGGGAGCAGAUGUGUUGAUAACAGUUGCGAGCACACGAUCUCUGGUGCCUGUAGAUUUCUGCGGCUCGGAAUGCAUGUUACCAAAUGUAGCAAUCGAACCUCUCGAAACUAAACCGGAACUGGCUCGCAUAAACAUGCCAAAAUCCACUCCAGACAAACUUUUCUGUGUGCUAUACACGUCAGGUACUACUGGUAAGCCCAAAGGUGUCGGGGUGGAGCACCAUAACGCCCUGACUUUCAUGGCCAACUCUUUGUGGGAUCCAAUCGGUGAAAACGAUGUUUGGGCUCAAAUGGCCAACUUCUGCUUCAUCGGCUCCAUGAAUGAUAUCUGGCUACCAUUGGUGAGAGGAGCUUCUACGACCAUUGUGCCUCGGGCAGCCAUGAUGGAUGUCCAGGAGUUUAAACGUGAGAUUUAUGAGCGUGGUGUGACUUGCACGUUUAUGACUCCAAAGCUUCUCGAACUAUUCGCCGAUGCCGAUCCGGCGGCCUUCGAAGGCCUCAAUGUGGUGCAAGUGGCCGGAGAAGCUGUUCGCUUGGAUGCUGUUUCUAAACUUGCCGGCAGAGCUAAGCAUCUUCAACAUCUAUACGGUUGUACAGAGCGAACUGGCUGCAUCUCUGGGUAUGAAAUUCCCACCGGAGGGCUACCUGACGCACUUCAAAGAGGCAAACGCAUGAGUAUCGGAAUGCCAAUUGAGAAUACUAGCAUGCAUAUUCUGGAUGCCAACAUGAUGUCUGUGCCCGUUGGCGUUGUUGGGCAGCUUUACGUAGGUGGGGAUCAAAUUACCAGAGGGUAUCUUAACAGACGGGAUUUGACCGAAGCUAAAUUCUUCGAAUGUCCUAGAGGACGAGGGCGUUUGUAUUCUACUGGCGACCUCGCUCGCUGGCUACCUGAUGGAAGCGGUGUUGACUUGAUCGGCCGUACCGAUAGCAUGGUCAAAAUCCAGGGCUACCGUGUCGAAUUAGGCGAAAUUGAAGCAGCCAUCAUGAACACAAAACCCAAGGAUGGUCCCGGUAUUACUACAAGUUGUGUGAUAUUGCGGGGCGAUAUCAUACUUGGAGAACAGGUUCUUGUUGCCUAUGUGACACCAGCGUCGGUCAGUGUGAAGGAUGUACGCGCGCAUCUUAUAACCACACUUCCUGCAUAUAUGGUACCAGCUCACCUGAUGCCGAUCGCUAGCAUUCCUCUAAAUCACAAUGGCAAGGUGGAUCGCCGAGCGCUACCCAAACCCAAUGGAAACGACGCAAUCCACACCCCAAUCGCAACCAGAGCUUUAACAGAAUCUGAGACUGUGGUUGUGAAGAGUUGGAGUGAAUUGAUUGGCAUACCAGUGACAUGCAUUGCCAGCCAUAGCGUAUUUACGGAAUUUGGCGGUAACUCGAUGAGAAUUGCAAAACUCCUCAGUAUAUUGCGAAAAUACUGUAAAGCACUGGAACUGAGUGAUUUACUCGAUAAUGAUACACCUGAAAAAAUCGCUAAUCGUGUGGACGAAAUUUUUACGAAUAAUAUCGAUUAUGUCCAGCUUCCUGAGACAAUUCUCAAGUUUAGCGCUGGAGAUGGGUCUGGAGCCACCCCAGUAUUUCUAAUCCAUGGGGGUAGUGGUGUGGUAGAUUACGGAGCACAGAUUGGGCAGUUCGUCAAAAAACAUCCAUAUUACGGAAUCCAGCUCACUCAAGCAGUAGCGGCGGUAUGUAAAGAGGCCGAAGCCAACGGCUACGACGUCUUGCACGCAGUGUCCAGUGCAUACGUUGGGUCUGUGCGGGCAGUACAAGCGCACGGUCCGUACUCCUUCGCUGGGAAUUCGCUCGGUGCCCUUAUCGCCUUCGAGAUGACACGAAUACUCGAGGACGAUGGUGAGGUCGUCGAGAGAAUUGUCCCCAUGGAUAUGCCCGUGGCUAAGUUUAGCAAGGCUCACUGCUACCGCACCGCCACAUCGUACGCUGAGAAGGCUCCCAUGCUUCUGACUGCUGUAUGGGGACGCAUGUUGUGUGAUGACACUGAACGGGUCGAUAAACUGUUGGCGGAGAUGGAUGCCACUUUCUCACAACGCCUGGAGAACAACAAAGAUGACCCGGCAAGCGCCGAGGAAAUGUUCACCCAGAUGGAAUCAACCAUGAAAUUCCUCUUGGACUUAGGUAUGCCUCGAGAGGAGUACGACCGAGUAGUGUUUGGACUCUCCAUCUGCGGACCCUUGUUCCAGGAUCUGAGAGGCCGGGGUACAGUGAAGGCCGAUGUAAGUCUGAUCAAAUGCGAAGACAAUCGGCUUAUGAAUCACACACUGCGCACCUCGGGUCAACAGGACAUGCUGCAAUUCUAUGGAUGGGACCAGGUGACUACUGGUACGGUGACCACUAAUGUGGUACCGGGUGAUCAUGUGGAUAUGGUGUCUGUGGGCAUGAAGGAGUGUGCCCAGGUGUUCGAUGAUUGCUAGAUCACUCAAUGCACACGCGCAUUUUUAGAAUUUAUUGAAUACCAAUUUUCUGGCAACUAAGGACUAUCUCACAAGGA